Molecule: messenger RNA, 2909 nt
Organism: Calidris pugnax (ruff)
Lineage: Eukaryota; Metazoa; Chordata; Aves; Charadriiformes; Scolopacidae
Product: transmembrane emp24 domain-containing protein 11-like
Exons: 5
Coding region: 1742-2395 (217 amino acids)
Biological process (GO): endoplasmic reticulum to Golgi vesicle-mediated transport; intracellular protein transport; Golgi organization
Cellular component (GO): endoplasmic reticulum; endoplasmic reticulum-Golgi intermediate compartment; COPII-coated ER to Golgi transport vesicle
Source: RefSeq, a predicted model, not a curated record
GAGCCUGUGUCAGACAAAGAUAUUUUUAUUGAGACAACUAUAUAGACAGCAGGUGCAAUGAAGGGCAGUAAACCAGCAGAUGUGAAAUAAUCCAUUAAGAGUUACCAUCAUGAAAUGUUAGGUAUUUAUGCUACAGAUAUUGAGGAUGAGUUGCUGUACACCCUUCUUGAUAACUAGGAAAAUACUUGUUCUUGUGUUAUGAUGGAGCCAAUUCUAUGGCUACCAGCACUAGCAGAAUGCAUCUCCUGCUAAAGCAGAUUCUCAGAAAUGGAUAGGAAGACCACUGAUAAACAGGUGUCAUCAAAUAACUCUAAAUGCAAAUGGGACAUUCUAUGAGGAAACCAAAAGAAGGCUUCAGAGGAGUGUUGAAAAAUAAAGGAAAAGGGCUAGUCAUGAUCCUUUGAUGUGUGCAUCAUGUACAGGAUACAAUUUAUGCAUUUGACAGCUACAUAAAACCAGAAUACAAAGUCAAAUCCAACUACCACCUUUUCAAGCAAAAUAAAUGCUGUCAAAAUUCCAGCAAGGAGAUAGUGUUUUGCCGGUCUAUGGCCCUGCAUACUGCCUAUAUGGAGAGCGUGUGUGCAGUAGAGGUUGCUUAUAUCCCAUACUCUGAAGUUAAGAUGACAGAACUCUGAAGUGAACAAAGAGGUUCAUCAAAGACACAUUCAAGGACAGGACUGCACAAUUUCAUCUGCAAAUGCCAAGGACAGCUGAGGAACAUGGCGGGGUUGGAAAGAGUCAGUGAUCAAACUACAGAGUCUUACAACAGGAGUGUAGGGAGCUUCUGAAGGGGAAAAAUGAGCUCAAAGGUGGUUCCGCUCUACUGGAAAUGAUCCCAUAGGUAGGUCCUCCAUGCUGCAAAAUGACCACAUAUCCUCUCACAUUGAGGCCAACAUUUCAGUCACAGUGAUCUCAGUUUAUAGGACAAGGAACACUUGAGUGGUAACUGAGUUUAUCAUCAGGUGUAUAGAUUGUUUGGUCUAUAUUAAUACAAAGAGUAAUAAUAAUAUCUUCUAUCGCUAUUUAAUUUGCACUAUAACCUUCUUUAGAGAAUUUAUUAGGCAGUAUAUAAGAGAAAGACAUUCUUAUGUAAAGAAGUCUUAUCAAAAAAGUGUUGAUUUCAUUACCUUUUUCCUGGCAUGUCAUAUAAAUUAGUGUUUCAGAAUAUUUUUUAUUGUUCAAGUUCUUUUAACUUUCUUCUUCAUAUUUCUUUCAGCAAGAUUAUAUAGUUCCUAUGGGUUUUGCACAGGUGUAUAUAUUUGUCUAAUGAUUUAGGUUGGAAAUUACAAGAUUUCUUAAUAAAAGAGGAGUGAAGCUCUGGAAUAAUCACCCAGAAUAAAUGUGAAAUAUAAGAAAACAAGUUCAUUUAAGUUGAAAAUUGAGCAAUUUAUGGAAAGAGAUGGCCAACAUCGUUGCUUAGAGUAAUCUAGGGAACUGAUUUCAAGUACCUGAGAGGUCUUUUUCAGUUUCAUAUUCUUCUAUGUGUAUAAAAUAAAAUUUUAAUCUAGAUGCUGGGAAAGAAGAAAGUUUUUACAAGUUAUCUUUUCCAUGUUAUCUCAUUCUGCAGAACAUACCACAGUUAUUUAUAAACGUGUUACCACCAGCUGCCUUUUCUCACAGUUGUUUUUUUUUUUCCCCUCAAAAAUACACCGAUAAGCAGCAAACAAGGAACAACCACAGGACUACAUACAUUUGUAAAUAGUUAUUUUCAAAAGCAGCGCGACUGGCAUAUGUAAAAAUCAUGAAAAGCCAAUUAAUAGGAUUUCUUAUGAACUUCUGGAUUUCUUUUUCACUUGCUUUAUAUUUUCACAGUGGAGAAAGAGAAGAGAAAUGCAUAAUCGAAGAUAUUCCCACAGACACGCUGGUAAUUGGGAAUUACAAAGUACAACGUUGGGAUAUACAAAAACACGAAUUUCUUGAAUCUGCUCCUGGUUUGGGAAUGUUUGUGACUGUCACAACUCCUUCUGCUGAGGUACUAUUAUCAAAACUGUAUGGGCCACAAGGAACAUUUUCUUUUACAUCCCAUCUAUCUGGGGAGCAUAUUAUCUGUUUACAGUCUAACUCCACAAGAUUUGUAUCAUUUGGAGGAAGUAAACUGCGUAUCCAUUUGGACAUUAGAGUUGGAGAACAUUUUUUGGAUGAAUCUGUUGUUCAAGCCAAAGACAAAGUGAAUGAAGUUAACAUUAGACUAGAACAUCUAAUUGAGCAAGUUCAUCACAUAUCCAAAGAACAAAACUAUGAAAGAGAGCGUGAAGAAAAAUUUCGGAAGACAAGUGAAGAAACUAACAGCAAUAUUUUGUGGUGGGCUAUUGUACAAACACUACUCCUCAUAUCCAUUGGAAUCUGGCAAAUCAAAUCUCUCAGAGAUUUCUUUAUAUCUAAGAAGCUUGUUUAAGUCUUAUAAAGUAAAUGCACAAAUUCAAAAAUUGCACACUAUAUAACACCUAACAUCCAAAGAAACCCUGCAUCUGUGCAAAAAUUGUUUGUAUAUAACUCUCAAGCUUCUCUCAUCUUCUACUAUGAUUCUUACUGUAACUCUGGUUUCUCCGUGUCUAUGACAACCUCUGGCAUCCCCUUACAUUUUACUGCUUGAAUCCCAUCUUUUAUUAAGUAUUUUCCCUCUACAGAUGUAAAGCUAAAUCUAGAAGAAGGACUCAGUAACUAAGGCAGCAUUUAAAUUCAACUCAGGAUUAAUAAAUCUAAAACAGAAGUCUAAAAAAAGUUUCCUAAUAUUUUAAAUUUCCCUACUUGCUUAGUGAUUGUAUUCAGUACUACCAUAAACAGUUCAGCGUUUCAGACUGAAUAGGAUUCAGAUAGUAGGCAGAUAAACAUCUAUAUCCCCUGCAGUUCUUUAUUUGUCUUGAACUCAACCUAUGUAUGUGUAAUAAUACCCAGCUUUUCCUCAAAUA